Sceloporus undulatus (fence lizard) is the source of this 2576-nucleotide messenger RNA. RefSeq names its product matrix metallopeptidase 25 (gene MMP25). The transcript is spliced from 10 exons. Gene Ontology annotation, cellular component: extracellular matrix. The record is from RefSeq and is a predicted model, not a curated record. NCBI's taxonomy places the organism in Eukaryota, Metazoa, Chordata, Lepidosauria, Squamata, Phrynosomatidae. Gene Ontology annotation, biological process: extracellular matrix organization; proteolysis; collagen catabolic process. Gene Ontology annotation, molecular function: zinc ion binding; metalloendopeptidase activity. Bases 7 to 1692 code for a protein of 561 amino acids.
GCUAAGAUGCUGUUGCAAGCUGUUCUCUUGGCCUCCCUCUGUCUCUGGACCAUCCACCAGACCAAGGCAAGACCUUCCAACACCCAUGAGUUCAACAAGGGAUUGGAGUGGUUGACCCGCUAUGGCUACCUCCCUCAGCCAGAUCCUAGGGCAGCCCGCCUUCAAAGCAAAGAGGAACUGGCCAGUGCCAUCAAAACAAUGCAAAGGUUUGCAGGGCUCCCCACCACUGGAGAGCUGGACCAGAAGACUUUGGACAUGAUGAACCAACCUCGCUGCUCCCUUCCUGAUAUUAUUGGCACUUCAGAGCUGAUGCGUCGCCGACGGAGGAAAAAACGUUACGCUCUCAGUGAUAGUCUCUGGAAAAAGACAGAUCUGACAUGGCAUGUUCACUCAUUCCCCCGAUCCUCUCAGCUAUCUGAAGCUCAUGUCCGAAAUCUUCUUUUUUAUGCCUUCCGGGCCUGGAGCAAUUCCUCAGCCUUGACCUUCCGUGAGGUGUCUUCUGAACAGGCUGACAUCCUGGUGGAUUUCACCCAUUCAUAUCACCAAGACAGUUAUCCCUUUGAUGGGCCCGGUGGCACGCUGGCCCACGCCUUCUUUCCUGGUGAACACCCCAUUUCUGGCGACACUCAUUUCGACUAUGAAGAGACCUGGAUUUACGACCCAGGGAAUGAAAUGUCAGGUCGUGGCACAGAUCUCUUUGCUGUAGCUGUACAUGAAUUUGGCCAUGCCUUGGGGUUGGCUCAUUCUUCUGCCAAGGAGUCCAUUAUGAUUCCAUAUUACCAGGGCCCUGUUGGGUUGCCCCACCUGUACCAGCUCCCAUUGGAUGACGUCAUGGGAAUAGAACAACUCUAUGGAAAGCGCCAAUCAGGUUCCAACCCAGAUCAAGGUAAUCCAGGUUUGCCAGCCCCCACAGCCCACCCCUUCCCUGACUUGCCGCCAUACAGACCCACACAUGGGCCACACCUGCCAUCACCAGAUCGUUGUAAGGUCCAUUUUGAUGCCAUUGCUAACAUCCGAGGGGAAGUUUUUUUCUUCAAACAGAAACAUUUCUGGAGGAUGCAACCAACCCAGCACUUGGUUUCACUGGACCCAGCACAGACCCUUCGCUUCUGGAAUGGACUUCCCCAAGACUUCCAAGCCAUUGAUGCUGUGUAUGAACGCGCCAACGAUAGCCAAAUUGUGUUCUUCAUAGGGUCCUACUACUGGGUUUUCACAGAUACUCAGGUCAAUCCAGGCUACCCUCGUCCCACAUCGGAUCUUGGCCUCCCUCCUGGCACUGUUAUUGGUGCUGUAUUUGUGUGGCCUCACAAUGGGAAAACAUACCUCAUAGAAAAGGAUCGAUACUGGCGCUACGAUGAUCAGUUGGGCCAUGUGGAACUAGGGUACCCCAAACCUGUUACCCUCUGGAAAGGGGUACCUACAGAUCUGGAUGAUGUCACACGCUGGAACGAUGGCAAUACGUAUUUCUUCAAAGAUACUCAGUACUGGCGUUUCACAGGUGGGAGCGUGGAGUCAGAUGCUGGCUACCCGCGCUCCACUGCCCAUGACUGGAUGCACUGCCAGGUUCCCGAGGCUUCUUCCCCUCCAGCGCCAAGGCAUGGGGAAGGUGGGAUGUGCAUCUGUGCGGGGGCUGCUCGGAAAGUAGCACCCCUCCUAACUUGGAUCAUCAUUUUUAUCUGGGCCAUAUGCUGACCCCUUGGCCAGUGACAAAACAGUGCACUUUAUAUAGCCAAAGGAAAGGACCCAUUGGCAAGGGAAGACAGCCAUCUCAGGAUCAGACUCUGAGCAACUGCUUUCCCUUGAUUUGGUUCCUCUUAAAAUUACAUGGUGCUCUCAGAAAACCUCCCUUUCCAAUCACCCUUUGCAUCUUCUCUCCUCUAGUUUUGGAAUUAAUUGUCUAACUAACUGUGGAACUUAGGUGCUGAGUUUUUAGGUUAUCACUCACAGAUAAGCUGCCCCUUAGUGCCAGGGAUGUGGCAAGUCUGAUUUCUCAGGGGUGAAGGAAAUGUACUCUGCACAUGCUCAGAGGUCUCUUUUUUAUUGAUUCACACACUUGGCGGUUUUAUGUAAAGUCACAUCAAGCUCACCCCUACCCUACCCUUCCCAAAUUCUCCAUCUAGCAUUACCUGUCCCAGCUGAUAAUACAUCUUCCCCUUCCUUUCUCUCACUUGGAGGCAUGAUGACAAAGGCCUGGCUCCAAAGUGUGAUUGUCAAUGGAGAAGAUACUUCUUGGUAAAGCAUCCCAUCCUUAUGUGCACCCCACCAGAGUUUUCAGCACAAAAGGUGAGAGGGAAGUGGGACAUUCCCUCUUACUGUAUAAGUAUACUGCCCAUGUGCUCACCCCUCUACAACUGAAAUUAUGUGUGUCUGUCUGAAAGGGAAUGUGGUAUUAGGUGCAUUUAAAAAAUGGAGCUGCAGAACAUACGUUAGAAAACAUUCAGCGGCUUGCCAGAGCUGCCUUCCAGAAGAAACAACAAGGGCGAUGGAUUAACUUUGGUCAUUUAAAGCAGGGGAGGAAUGGUGGAUAGGAUGUGCAUUGCCUUCUUUUUUUAUAAUAAAAUCCAAAUGGAAACAGC